AUGGAUCCUGUCCUGCGCCGUGCAGGCGCGGCCGGUGGCCUGGACCCGGCCACAGCGAUGAAGUUCGACGCGGCGCUGUGUGAGUUGGAUGAGGCGUCGAGCGCCGCCCCCGACACGCCGCUGCCCCAGGAGCAGCUGUUGCAGCUUCAGCACAUCCUCCGCGCCAGCUGCGAGCGCGGCCGCGACGCCGCGCCGUUCAGGUCGGCGUUCGCGGCGGCGGGGGUGCGGGGGCUGCUUAUUGGGUUCCUCAGCCCCACAUUGCCGCAUCAGGGCGGCCACCGGCGGCAGCAGAUUGCCCGCACGCCCGGCAUGCUGCAAGCCCUGUGCGGCUGCAUUCGCCGCUGGCCUGACGACCCCAUCAUCGCCGACGCCGCGGCGACCGCCAUCGAGCUGAUGAUGACAUGCCAUGAGCUGCGCCCUGUCGCCCUCCAGACGCCACAUCUGGUGGACUCGCUCUGCGCCGCCGCGGCGCGGUCCAAGGGCAGCAGCCGCGGCUUCAGCGUCGCGCUCGCGCCGCUCUGGGGGCUCAUCGCCGCAGGCGGGCCGCCGGUCGCGCUGCGCGCAGUGUCAGAGCCGGGCCUCGUGCGGGCGGCGGCGCGCGCGGCGGUCAGCGCAGAUGGCGGCCACCUCCGUGAGCCCGCACACGCGCGCGCCCUCGGCUUCCUCUCAGAGGCUCUGCGCCAGCUGCUGCUGCCCGGGGCGGCGGGCGGCGAGGGCGCCUACCUCCGCGCCGCGGCGACGCCGGGCGUCGCCGACGCGGCGGCGCGCAACGUGGCGCACGAGACGUCGCUGCACAUGCUCAUGCCCGCGACCAAGCUCCUCAGCAUCCUGCUGGAGCACCAUGGCUCCCGCGCCGCCGCCGCGCGCGCGGCGCUCGACGCCGGCGCGGCGCCCGCGCUGCUGCGCCUGACAGCCCACGCGCGAGACGACGUGCGCAUGUGGGCGGCGCACUGCGUCGCCAUCCUCGCCAACGUGGGGCCCGCGCGGGCCGACCUGCUUUUGCGCCCCGCCGCGCUGCCCGCGCUCGCGGCCGCGAUCCGGCGGCCCGGCGCGGGGGCGCCGCCGGACGGCUGCGCCGCGUUUGCGAUGGAGGCGGCGGCAAACCUCGUCGCGGCCGACCCGGCCGCAGCGGCGGCGUUUCUGGCCAUCGCGCUGCCAGGCGGCGUCCUGCCUGCUUUUGCCCGUCAUCUUGACGACCCGCAGGACGUCGUCUCAAUUUUCGCCGCCCGCACCCUGGCAGCCCUCACAGAGGCAGCCGCCGCCGCUGGCCCUGCCCGCCUCGCUGCCACCGCCGCCGCGCCGGGGCUGGUUGCAGCGGUCGGCGCGGGGCUUGCGCGCGUGGUCCAACACGGUGAGGGCGCGGUCGUGUCGCCGAGCGCGCGGCCGGAGGAGCGGCCGAGCCGGGCAGAGGCUGUGUUGAUUGUCAGCGAGACCGCGGGGCACCUGGCUGAGUCGCUCGACCGCCUGACUUCCACGGGCCCGGCGGCGGUGGCGGCGCUGGGAGGGGUGGAGGGGCUGGAGGCGGCGCUGGCCGAGUUUGCAGGCGCCCCUUGGACGUUGGACGAGGACGCGGCCGCCGCGGCGCGCGUACUGCGGUGA
Messenger RNA from Monoraphidium neglectum, 1599 nucleotides. RefSeq lists its product as hypothetical. The record is from RefSeq and is a predicted model, not a curated record. Bases 1 to 1599 code for a protein of 532 amino acids. The transcript has 3 exons. NCBI's taxonomy places the organism in Eukaryota, Viridiplantae, Chlorophyta, Chlorophyceae, Sphaeropleales, Selenastraceae.